CUAUCUAAAAAACGUGUGGAAAGUGACGAGGCAGGCGCUGUUUACCGGUUCACACCAUGAGUCCAUAACACAAUAGAUCUUCCUUUUCUCUGUCUACUCUCCACCACUCCACAUUUUGUUUGCUGCUUUUGUCUUUAAUUACCACUAUAGUUGUUUUUUUUUUAAUAUUGUUAUUGUUGUUGUUUACUACAUCAUUUUUUCUCUUUAAUCGCCGCCGACCAAGAAGAAAAAUAGUCGAGAUCGUGGAGAGAUUUGUUUAUUUUUUUUGAUUGAUCUGAAGGAAAUUGAGAUUUAUAUGUAUUUUUUUUCAGUUUUGGAUCUCCAAGGUUUUGAUUACAGUUACCGAUCCUGCAUUGUUGGAAAAUAACAAUAAUAAAAAAAAAACAGAAGAGGAACGGCAGGUCAUUUUGAAUGGGGGAUAAAUGUGCAGAAUAGAGAGAAAGUGUGGGGGAGGAGGAGGAGAGAAAGAUAAGGAGACUAUGGGGGUAGUUAAAGGAGUGGAAAAGAUUAGGAGUAGUAUAUCAAGGCCGUCUUCAAAAAUGAAGCUGUGGAUGAUAAGGGCAACGACGUCUGUUUUGUUGUGGACUUGUGUGGUUCAAUUGACGACGAUCGGUGAGAUGUGGGGUCCUAGGGUUUUGAAAGGUUGGCCUUCUUGUUGGCCUCCCCAAUCUGUCUCUGCCGCCUUGCAAGAGAAUGUUCCUACUGUCCCCGCUCGCGUUUUGCCACCAAAGAGGGUUUAUAAGAACAAUGGAUACUUGAUGGUCUCGUGCAAUGGAGGUCUCAAUCAAAUGAGAGCAGCGAUAUGUGAUAUGGUUGCUAUCGCGAGAUAUUUGAAUGUUACGCUUAUAGUACCAGAGCUGGAUAAAACCUCUUUUUGGGCUGAUCCCAGCGAGUUCCAAGACAUAUUUGAUGAGGAGCAUUUUAUCACAUCAUUGAGAGAUGAGGUUCGAAUAUUGAAGGAACUGCCUCCUAGGUUGAAGCAGAGAGUGGAACUGGGGAUGACCUAUACCAUGCCACCAGUUAGUUGGUCUGAUAUUUCUUACUAUCAUAACCAGAUUCUUCCUUUGAUAAAAAAGUACAAAGUUGUACAUCUAAAUAGAACUGAUGCUCGGCUUGCCAAUAAUCGCCAGCCUUUAGAGCUGCAGAAGUUGCGCUGCCGUGUGAAUUAUAGUUCUCUGAGAUUCACCACUCAAAUAGAGGAGUUGGGCAAGAGAGUUAUAAGGCUUCUGAGGCAAAAUGGUCCCUUCUUGGUGCUUCACCUUCGAUAUGAAAUGGACAUGCUGGCAUUUUCUGGCUGUAGUCAAGGUUGCAACAAUGAAGAGGUGGAAGAAUUGACAAGAAUGAGAUAUGCUUAUCCUUGGUGGAAAGAAAAAAUAAUAAAUUCGGACUUGAAGAGGAAAGAUGGGUUGUGUCCUUUGACUCCUGAGGAAACAGCUCUCACUUUGAGGGCACUGGACAUUGAUCCGAAUAUCCAGGUUUAUAUUGCAGCUGGUGAAAUAUACGGGGGUGAAAGGAGAAUGUCAAGUCUUGCGUCAGCUUAUCCAAAACUGGUCAGAAAGGAAACACUGUUGGAACCAUCAGACCUUAGGUACUUCCAGAAUCACUCAUCUCAAAUGGCAGCAUUGGAUUAUCUUGUUGCGUUGGAAAGUGAUAUUUUUGUCCCUACCUAUGAUGGAAACAUGGCUAAAGUUGUUGAAGGCCACCGCAGAUUCCUCGGCUUUAAGAAGACAAUUUUAUUGGAUAGAAGGCUUUUGGUUGAUCUGAUAGAUCGAUACACUAAUGGAUCGCUGAACUGGGAUGAAUUUUCAUAUGCUGUAAAAGAAUCCCAUUCUGAUCGGAUGGGGGGACCAAUGAAAAGGUUGGUGAUCCCAGACAGGCCUAAAGAAGAGGAUUACUUCUAUUCAAACCCAGAAGAAUGUUUGCAGUCAUCAGAUGAUCCGUUGAGUACAUGAUCGUUAUUUGAAGAACUUGUGCCAUUUAUCUGCCCCACAGUGCUAGCCGUUCUACCACAGAUCAACCGCUUGUUCUCUACUAGAGGUCCAGCGAUAGAGAAGUUUGUCUUCAAGAGGCAAUUGAACUAUAGGGUUGUGAACUUCAAGAAAGCAAGAGAUGAUCUGCGGAGCAAACCUAGGUUAGUGUUAUAAAAUAUACGCAAAUACUCCAAUUCAUGUAUAGAAAGCUCGCCUGCCAUUACAGGGCGAUGCCAAAUUGACAAGACUGGGUUUGGGUUGUACACGGAUGCAAAUAUAGUUGUGUUUCACCAGAACUGUCAUCUCGUGGAAGGAUAAUCCCAUUUUCCUUUGGCAUUUAUUUGUUUCUUUUGGAUCGUGUGCGAUCUUGUAAGUUCCUAGCAAAUAUAACUUUAUAGGAUUUUUGUUCGUACCA
This is a messenger RNA of Populus trichocarpa (black cottonwood), 2385 nucleotides long. RefSeq names its product rhamnogalacturonan I rhamnosyltransferase 1. NCBI's taxonomy places the organism in Eukaryota, Viridiplantae, Streptophyta, Magnoliopsida, Malpighiales, Salicaceae. Gene Ontology annotation, cellular component: cytoplasm. The record is from RefSeq and is a predicted model, not a curated record. Bases 423 to 1952 code for a protein of 509 amino acids. The transcript has 8 exons.